GUUUUGGCUCAGAAACUCUGAGAGAAUGAUGACUCCAUUGAGAACCAAUCUCGCUCGCUCAGACACUGUCAAGUCACUCAAGCACCGCUCGUACUUCAACGUUGGACUGCUAUUCAUUGUGCUCGUAUUACUGGCGCCCUGUCAACGUGCACUUGCGCACACACAUCAGCUGCACCAUGGUGCUGCAGCGUCAAUGCAAUCCAAGCUCGAUUCUGCUGUUGAUGGAGCACCAUUGGGCGCGCAUCGCACGCUGCUCUCCACACUGCGCGUCACCAUCGAUCGCCAAGACAAGCUCAAGGCGCCUCAGUGGUGCUUGCUGGGUGUCAGCGAACGCCUCCCGCGCGAGGUCUUUGUCGACUUGGACGAGAAUGCAAUCUUGCGCUCAGCAGGCGCUGACGAAUCGUCGUUGUGCGGCGCUCCGGUCAUGGUGGCCGACGCCAGCUAUGUUGAUAUCGAACAACCGGCCUAUGCUGUACCAGACUACCAAGUGGCGUCCGGAUCACAGGCAGUCGUGACUUGCAAUGAACUCGAAUGCGAGCUCGCAGUCUGUCUGCGCCGGCGCCUGCAUCUGCGCUACCAGCAGCCGAAUGAAGGGGGUUUUGCGACAGCAGCGUUAUCAGACGAAGGGGUGCUAAUAUCCUACUGCUCAUGGAGCAGUGGCAUUGCAGCACCCACGGAUGCAGAGAUUGCCGAAGCGCUUCAAAACUACGUUUCGCGAAACACAACCCUUCCGUUCGUCUCGACAAAGGUUGCGAUGGAAUUGCAUCAUGAGGAUGCACCCGGUAUUGUGUUUCGCGUACCAGUGGGUCUCACAGGGCACACGGAUGUCGUGGUGAUUGUCACGAUCGGAGUUUCCUUCAUUUGCGUUGUGGUUUUACUCUUUGCAAUGGUGGGCUCUACACGAGUCGCCAAGCUACAUGCAAACUAAUAAGAUUGCCCCUUUUCAACAAGAGGAAAUUUGGUGCGGGAGGCUUUGCUCAAAGGGCUGCCGUGCAGAAACCGCUCAAAAUCAACAACAAUCCCCUCCUGGCUUCGUGUUAAUAAUUCUACAAUACAUUUACUCUGUUCUACGGAAGAGUCACAUGCAAU
Molecule: messenger RNA, 1089 nt
Organism: Capsaspora owczarzaki ATCC 30864
Lineage: Eukaryota; Filasterea; Ministeriida; Capsasporidae
Exons: 1
Coding region: 26-928 (300 amino acids)
Biological process (GO): GPI anchor biosynthetic process
Cellular component (GO): endoplasmic reticulum membrane
Source: RefSeq, a predicted model, not a curated record